AUGGCUGCAUCAAGAUCGGCUCUGCUCAUUGGGACCAUCUCUCACGCUCGCAAGGAAUGGGAAGCUUUGGGUUCCUUCCUCACAUUGAAGGAAUACCCAUCAGGCUCAAGAGAAGACUUCCUAUCAAAGGUCAAGGCCGGCGAGUACGAUGAUGUUGUGGCCAUUUAUCGAUCGAACGAAUCUACGAGCGUUACUGGUCCUUUCAACAAAGAGCUGGUACAGAGCCUGCCCAAGUCUUUGAAAUACAUCACACACAACGGAGCUGGAUAUGACAAUAUCGAUGUUGCUGCAUGUACCGAAAAGGGUGUUGGAGUUAGCAGUACGCCGAUUGCUGUCAAUGAAGCGACGGCAGAUGUCGCCAUAUUCCUCUUGCUCGGCGCUCUACGAAGAAUCACCGUGGCAUUCACCAACGUUCGAAAGCAAGAAUGGAGAGGUAAAAACUUCGCUCUAGGCCACGACCCCAAUAAGAAAGUCCUCGGUGUCUUGGGAAUGGGAGGCAUUGGAAAAGCAGUGGCACAUCGUGCGAAAGCAUUCGGCAUGUCAAUUCAAUAUCACAACCGUAACCGGCUGCCGGAGAGUGAAGAAGAGGGAGCGAAAUACGUCUCGUUUGAAGAACUCUUGAAGACUUCGGAUGUCCUUACCCUCARCUUGGCGCUGAAUGCAUCGACACGGCAUAUCAUCUCGAAGCCGCAGUYUGAUAUGAUGAAGGAUGGUGUGGUCAUUGUCAACACCGCUAGAGGGCCCAUCAUUGACGAAGCUGCGCUUGUGGAUGCUCUCAAGGAGGGUAAAGUGUUUUCUGCUGGCUUGGAUGUGUUUGAGGAAGAGCCGAAGAUUCACCCUGGUUUGAUCGAUAAUGAGAAUGUGGUGUUGCUGCCGCAUAUUGGAACUGCGACUUGGGAAACGCAGAAGGAUAUGGAGUUGCUGGUCUUGGAGAACUUGAAGUCGGCGGUGGAAGGCAAAGGACUUGUCACGCAGGUUCCGGAGCAGAAGAAGCCAACGUCGAAGAUGUAG
Ramularia collo-cygni is the source of this 1011-nucleotide messenger RNA. RefSeq names its product probable glyoxylate/hydroxypyruvate reductase (D-isomer-specific 2-hydroxy acid dehydrogenase superfamily). Gene Ontology annotation, cellular component: cytosol. The record is from RefSeq and is a predicted model, not a curated record. The transcript has 3 exons. Lineage: Eukaryota; Fungi; Ascomycota; Dothideomycetes; Mycosphaerellales; Mycosphaerellaceae. Gene Ontology annotation, molecular function: glyoxylate reductase (NADPH) activity; NAD binding; hydroxypyruvate reductase [NAD(P)H] activity. The coding region runs from base 1 to 1011 and encodes 336 amino acids.